UUAAGUGGGCGGAUGUAAUGAUUUCGAUGGGAAGAAAUAAUAUUCAGCAUCGAAGGAAUAACAACUGAAAUCAUCCCGUCCUGCAGCAUGCACCUAUGUGAAUGUGGAGAAUGACCAGCAAUGUCCAAGUUGAACAUUCCACCCUUUGUGCCUGCCCGGACUGUGCUGGAAGGCCUCGAGUCAGAGGAUGCGUGUGAAGACAAGAAAGCUGUAAAAAAGGAGAUCCAUAGCAAAAAGGGAGCCAAAAAGGACAACAUGGAAGAGGAGAAUACAGACCUGCUCAGACUUUGCCACACAGUACCGCUGGAGGUGGUGAACUUAGGUGGGAAAGGUUACGAUCCAGAGAAGAAAGACUACUCAGGUUUUGAGGCCUGGUUGCAGUGUUACUAUGUGGAUGGAAUGAAGUCUGUACGCGACCACAAUGGCAGGACUAUGUGGUUCAAAGGCGAUCCAGGUCCUAUGGCUCCUAAAGAAUCAAAGUCUCCAAAGGCCAAAAAGAGAAAAGAUACAGAUGCAGACCAUGAUUACCCCCGCAAGAAAAAGGUGUCCAGGAAACACAACUCUGACAGCACAGUGAAGAAAAAAGCAGCCAAAAAGCCCACAAAAGCAGCAAAGGAAGAAGAAAAUGGACCUCAAGAAGAAGCCACACCCAGAAGAAGAUCAGCAAACACACCUCAGCAAGAACCGAAAUCCACGUCAGGCAGGAGGAAAAAGAACAAUACAGAGCCAGCUGCAGGUCUGAUUCUAAUAAUACUCCCAUUUUCUGAAAAUAUUAAGAGCCUGAUCUUUGAGGAUCCAAUUCCCACACACUUAUCUGUGUGCGCAAACUAUAAAAUUGCAUGUACUGUUGGUGGACGUGUUGUAUGUGAUCUACUUUGUGCAAUUGAUAGCAGCAAAAGUGGCACAGAUCACCCUAUUUUUGUGUACUAGAAGCAUUAUGUGCCCUUGGAAACACUUCUUUCCCUCUACAUUCAUGUUAUUAUGCUCUCCACACUGGAGGGGGGCUUAUAUUAGAUUAUGGCACAUAUCGAUCAUCUAACACCUUUUCUGCAAUAUAGAAUCACAGUAUGUAUACUAUUUGCAGCAGGAAUGAUCAAACUGCAUAUUGCAAGACAUUUUUUUUAGGAGUUAUACUAAAUACAAAAAAAAAAACGCAACGCUUUUGUUCUUGUUCCCAAUUUAAAUGAACUCAAAGAUCGAAAACUUUGACUAUAAACACAAAAUACCUGUUCCUCUCAAAUAUUGUUCACAAAUCUGUAUACAUUUGUUAGUGAGCAUUUUUUCUUUGCCAAGAUAAUCCAUCCCACCUGACAGGUGUGCCUUGAGCUGUCCAAAAUAAAAGGCCACUGUGAAAUGUGCAGUUUUAUCACACAACACAAUGCUUCAGAUGUCGCACGUUUUGAGGGAGCGUGCAGUAGGCAUGCUGACUGCAGCAAUGUCCACCAGAGCUGUUGCCCGUCAAUUAAAUGUUUAUUUCUCCGCCAUAAGAAUAGAAUGGAAUAGAAAGUACUUUAUUGAUCCCUGGGGGAAAUUCAGCACCACAGUUCGCUCACAAUAAACAAUGAUAAUAAUAAAUAAUAUAAUGUAUAUGAAUAAUAUAAAUAUAUUCUACAUUUAAGUGCAGUCAAGGAACAUAUGCAUUAUACAGUCUGAUGGCUGUCGGUGUGAAGGACCUCCUGUGUCGUUCCGUGUUGCAUUUUGGGAGUCUGAGCCUUCCACUGAAUGUGCUCAUUCUCUCUGCAAGGUCCGAGUGUAGUGGGUGGGAGGUGUUGUCCAUAAUGGCUAGGAGUUUUGCUAGACUUCUCUCUGACACCACCGCCAGAGAGUCCAGCUCCACUCCCAUCUUGUUACUGGCCUUCUCUACCAACUUGUCCAGUCUGUAUGUGUCCCUCACUCUCAGCCCGCUGCCCCAGCAGGCCACGGCGUACAAGAGGGCGCCUGCCACCAGCGACUCGUAGAACAUCUUCAACAUCUUUGUACAGACGUUGAAGGAUCCUAGCCUCCAAAGGAAAUAUAGAUUCGGCUCUGUCCCUUCUUGUAGAGGGCCUCAGCGUGUUUUGACCCAUUCAGCUUGUUGUCCAUGUGUACUCCGAGGUAUUUAUAAUCCUCUACCAUGUCCACAUCCACCCCUUUGAUGGAAACAGGGGUCGCCAGAGUACUCCUCCUCCUUCCCAGGUCCACAACCAGCUCCUUGGUCUCCGUAACAUUGAGCUGGAGGUGGUUCUUUCCACACCAUGUGACAAAGUCCUCCACCAGUGUCCUGUAUUCCUCGUCAUCACCUUCCUCAAUACACCCCACUAUCGCAGAGUCAUCAGAAAACUUCUGAAGGUGGCAGGACUCUGACUGAUAGUGGAAAUGGGUGGUGUAAAUGGUGUAGAGGAAGGGGGAAGAGUACUGUAGCCUCCGGGGCCCCGGUGUUGCUGACCAGCCUGUCAGACACACAGUCCUGCAGUGGCAUAUACUGUGGUCUGUCAGUCAGGUAAUCUACAACCCAGGACACCAAGGGGGCCUCCACCUGCAUCUUCUCCAACUUCACACCCAGUAGCCCAGGCCGUUUAGUAUAAGCCGCCUCCAAAGGUGUUUCAGAGAAUUUGGCAAUACAUCCAACUGGCCUCACAGCCGCAGACCAUAUUGAUUGGCUGAGACCUGCCACCCGGACAGCUGCUACAACAAUUGGUUUGCUUAACCAUAGCAUUUCUGCACAAACUGUAAGAAACUACCAUGAAUUGAUUAACGUGGACCCCGACUUAAACAAGUUGAAAAACGUAUUGGGGUGUUACCAAUUAGUGGUCAAUUGUACGGAAUAUGUACUUAACUGUGCAAUCUACUAAUAAAAGUAUCAAUCAAUCAAUCUGUCUCAAGAAAGCUCAUCUGCAUGCUCGUGGUCCUCAUCGGGGUCUCGACCUAACUGCAGUUUGUCUUCUUAACCAACUUGAGUGGGCAAAUGCUCACACUCAAUGGCGUCUGGCACAAUACAGAGGUUUUGGUAUGUUAUUAUUGACAGCGAAACCACGUGCAUUUUAUUGAUGGCAUUUUCCAUGCGCAGAGAUACCGUCACGAGACCCUGAGCCCCAUUGUUGUACUAAUCACCCGAGGCCAUCACCUUUAUAAAUAACAUUUACUAACUCAUGUUGCAAGGAUCUGGAAGCUAAAAACAUCCCAGUUCUUGCAUGACCAGCAUACUCACCGGACAUGUCACCCAGUAAGUAAUUUUUGAGAGGAAUAUAUAUUUUCUGUGUAGUAAAAGUUUCAGAUCUUUAAGUUCAAUUCAUGAUAAAUGGGAGCAAAAACAAAAGUGUUGCGUUUAUAUAUUUGUUCAAUACCAUAUUUUUCGGAGUAUAAGUCGCACCUGCCGAAAAUGCAUAAUAAAGAAGGAAAAAAAACAUACAAGUCGCACUGGAGUAUAAGUCGCAUUUUUGGGGGGAAAUUUAUUUGAUAAAACCAGACGGCAAGAAUAGACAUUUGAAAGGCAAUUUAAAAUAAAUCAAGAAUAGUGAAGAACAGGCUGAAUAAGUGUAGGUUAUAUGAGGCAUAAAUAAGCAACUGCUAUGUUAAGCUAACAUAUUAUGGUAAGAGUCAUUCAAAUAACUAGAACAUAUAGAACAUGUUAUACCUUUAACAAACUAUCUCUCACUCCUAAUCCAUAAAUCCCAUAAAAUCUUAUACGUCUAGUCUCUUACGUCAAUGAGAUAAAUAAUAUUGAUAUUUUACGGUAAUGUGUUAAUAAUUUCACACAUAAGUCGCUCCUGAGUAUAAGUCGCACCCCCGGCCAAACUAUGAAAAAAAAACUGCUACUUAUAGUCCGAAAAAUACGGUGCAUAUUUUCUAAAUCAAAAAAGGAAUACCAUUAAAAAACAACAUAAAUUAAUAGACUUUGGUUUAAUCGGCCCUUUAAGUUGUCCAGCAGCUAUAAAAUGAUAUUGCUGAAUAUAUAUCUUCUUCUUUUUAUUUCUAACAGUCCAAAUAUGACAUGCACACGUAGAACAAAGGCUUCUCUGUUCAGUUGUCUUUGCAGCGUGAUGGCCUCCUUUCUCACAGCCCUGUGUGCAACUAUGUCAGUUGUCUUUGCAGCGUGAUGGCCUCCUUUCUCACAGCCCUGUGUGCAACUAUGUCAGUUGUCUUUGCAGCGUGAUGGCCUCCUUUCUCACAGCCCUGUGUGCAACUAUGUCAGUUGUCUUUGCAGCGUGACGGCCUCCUUUCUCACAGCCCUGUGUGCAACUAUGUCAGUUGUCUUUGCAGCGUGAUGGCCUCCUUUCUCACAGCCCUGUGUGCAACUAUGUCAGUUGUCUUUGCAGCGUGACGGCCUCCUUUCUCACAGCCCUGUGUGCAACUAUGUCAGUUGUCUUUGCAGCGUGAUGGCCUCCUUUCUCACAGCCCUGUGUGCAACUAUGUCAGUUGUCUUUGCAGCGUGAUGGCCUCCUUUCUCACAGCCCUGUGUGCAACUAUGUCAGUUGUCUUUGCAGCGUGAUGGCCUCCUUUCUCACAGCCCUGUGUGCAACUAUGUCAGUUGUCUUUGCAGCGUGAUGGCCUCCUUUCUCACAGCCCUGUGUGCAACUAUGUCAGUUGUCUUUGCAGCGUGAUGGCCUCCUUUCUCACAGCCCUGUGUGCAACUAUGUCAGUUGUCUUUGCAGCGUGAUGGCCUCCUUUCUCACAGCCCUGUGUGCAACUAUGUCAGUUGUCUUUGCAGCGUGAUGGCCUCCUUUCUCACAGCCCUGUGUGCAACUAUGUCAGUUGUCUUUGCAGCGUGAUGGCCUCCUUUCUCACAGCCCUGUGUGCAACUAUGUCAGUUGUCUUUGCAGCGUGAUGGCCUCCUUUCUCACAGCCCUGUGUGCAACUAUGUCAGUUGUCUUUGCAGCGUGAUGGCCUCCUUUCUCACAGCCCUGUGUGCAACUAUGUCAGUUGUCUUUGCAGCGUGAUGGCCUCCUUUCUCACAGCCCUGUGUGCAACUAUGCCAGUUUGCACGCAGAUUUCAGACUUUUUAAGAGGCACGAUACUGCCUGCAGGACACUUUCAGCAUUGAUAAAUCUCACUGUUCAUGUUGAGUGAUUUGUAUUUGCAUUUUCUCCUCCCAGUAUUGUGGGCAUUCUGAUAAUCAACAUAUUUUCUGCAUACAUCAUUAAGACAAAUAUGUUAAAUGGAGGGAAUAAGCGGUAGAAAAUGGAUGGAUGGGAUGGAUUGCACUCCUUAUUUUGCUCAUUAAUCGACAAAUAUUUAGAUCAGCUUUGCGUGUGCUAACAAGUUUGCAUGUGUUUUGAUACACAUAAACCUUUUGUAGAUUAUACUGUAAGUGUGGUAAACUUACUUUUUGUUGCAGGCUUCAAGACACGUAGCGGGAGACUGACAAGACAGAAUGUCAAGUAAAGGACAUCUAUUGGAAAAUACUGUUUUUAUUCCAUGAUACAUAUUUUUAAUAAACAUUCCACACGUUUA
Molecule: messenger RNA, 5430 nt
Organism: Nerophis ophidion (straightnose pipefish)
Lineage: Eukaryota; Metazoa; Chordata; Actinopteri; Syngnathiformes; Syngnathidae
Product: endonuclease 8-like 1
Exons: 8
Coding region: 121-930 (269 amino acids)
Biological process (GO): base-excision repair
Cellular component (GO): nucleus
Molecular function (GO): DNA N-glycosylase activity; DNA-(apurinic or apyrimidinic site) endonuclease activity
Source: RefSeq, a predicted model, not a curated record